Seriola dumerili (greater amberjack) is the source of this 4838-nucleotide messenger RNA. RefSeq names its product protein kinase N2 (gene pkn2a). The coding region runs from base 79 to 3003 and encodes 974 amino acids. Gene Ontology annotation, molecular function: ATP binding; small GTPase binding; protein serine/threonine kinase activity. The record is from RefSeq and is a predicted model, not a curated record. Lineage: Eukaryota; Metazoa; Chordata; Actinopteri; Carangiformes; Carangidae. The transcript is spliced from 23 exons. Gene Ontology annotation, biological process: protein phosphorylation; signal transduction.
UUAAAACAAGGCUUGUUUUUGGAGUUCCACCUCCCCUCCUCUCUCCCCGUAGGAUUUGAUUCAAAGGCGAAAACCAAGAUGGCCGCCGAUUCCGUGCAGGGGGAUGCCAGGGGCCAGAUGGUGGCAGAGCGACUGGGUCUGGGACACAACCUGGACCUUUCCGACACCAUGGUGCAACAGAAGCUGGACGAGAUCAAGGAGCAGAUCCGCCGUGAGAUCCGCAAGGAGCUGAAAAUCAAAGAAGGUGCAGAGAAUCUGCGCAAGGUCACCACAGACAAGAAGAGCCUGGCUUAUGUCGACAACAUGCUGAAAAAAUCUAAUAAGAAGGUUGAGGAGCUUCACCAGGAGCUGCAAGAGCUCAACGCCCACAUUGUGGUCAAAGACCCUGAAGAACUGCUAGAAUGCCCUCUGACCCCAGAUACCCCUAACAGCGAGGCCAGAAUGUGCACGAGCAGCAGCCGCCUCGCUGCCCUGAAAAGACAGAAUGACAUCGAGCUCAAGGUCAAACAAGGCGCCGAGAACAUGAUUCAGAUGUACUCCAACGGGUCCUCCAAGGAUCGUAAGUUGCUAGCGACAGCCCAGCAGAUGCUUCAGGACAGCAAGACGAAGAUUGAGUUCAUCAGGAUGCAGAUCCUCAAAGCCAGCCAGACCAGCGAGCUGAGCUUCGAGAACAAUGAUGUGAUGGAAAAACCCAUCAUCAGCCCGUUAGACCUGCGGGUGGAGGAGCUGUGUCACCAUGCCAGGAUAGAGUCCGCUGUGGCCGAGGGAGCCAAGAAUGUCAUGAAACUCCUGGGCUCAGGAAAAGUCACGGAAAAAAGGGCACAUUCAGAGGCCCAAGCUCGUUUUAAUGAGUCCAGUCAAAAACUCGACCUCCUGCGAUAUUCCUUGGAGCAGCGCCUCAGUGAGUUACCUAAAAACCACCCGCGCAGCAGCAGCAUCAUAGAAGAGUUGUCCCUGUUGUCCUCGCCGGUCCUCAGUCCCAGAUCAAGCAUCAUCUCCACACAGAACCAGUACAGCACUGUCACCAAGCCCGCUGCACUCACAGGCACCUUAGACGUCAGGCUCAUGGGCUGUCAGGACCUUCUGGAAAAUGUUCCAGGUCGUUCCAAAGCUGCAUCUGUCCCGCUGCCCGGCUGGAGCCCCAGCGAGACACGCUCAUCCUUCAUCAGCCGAGCAAACCGAAACCGCGGCGUGAGUUCGAGGAACCUGACGAAGAGCGAGGAGCUCUCCAAUGAGAUCAGCGCAGUGUUGAAGCUGGACAACACGGUAGUCGGCCAGACAAGCUGGAGGCCAGUCAGCAACCAGGCGUGGGACCAGAAGUUUACAUUGGAGCUGGACCGGUCUCGUGAGCUUGAGAUCUCGGUGUACUGGCGUGACUGGCGUUCGCUCUGUGCUGUCAAGUUCCUGCGGCUGGAGGACUUCCUGGACAACCAGCGUCAUGGGAUGUGUCUCUACCUCGAGCCACAGGGCAUGCUGUUUGCUGAGGUAACAUUUUUCAACCCUGUCAUUGAGAGACGACCAAAGUUGCAAAGACAAAAGAAGAUUUUCUCAAAGCAGCAAGGAAAAACCUUCCUGCGAGCCCCUCAGAUGAACAUCAACAUCGCCACCUGGGGCCGCCUGGUGAGAAGAGCCAUACCGACUGUCAGCACCAACUCCUUCAGCCCGCAGGCUGCUGAGACCGGACCCAGCAGUCUGCCCGGGUCACCCACACCCAGCAGUGACCCACUGGUGACCAAACUGGACUUUGACAAAGAGCCCACCCCAGGACCCAAACACUACCCAGCUCCCGAUAACAUCCGAGAACCACUGGUGCAGGACAAGAUGCCCGACAAGGAGGAAGUACAGGACGCACUCGCCUCAUUUGACUUCCUGAACAAGAGAAACAGCAUGGCGGUGAAGCCGGACCUGGACGGAGUGGCGGAGCAGGAGAUCCAGCAUCCAGACCUGGAGCUCACCGCCAUCCAGAAAGACACAGAGAUAAGGGAAGAAGAGCAGUUCCACUUCAGUCUCCAGGACUUUAAAUGUGUAGCAGUCCUCGGACGUGGUCACUUUGGAAAGGUGUUGUUAGCUGAAUAUAAAAGCACAGGCGAGAUGUUCGCCAUCAAAGCUCUGAAGAAAGGCGACAUUGUGGCUCGUGAUGAGGUGGACAGUCUGAUGUGUGAGAAGAGGAUUUUUGAAACAGUCAACAGCGUCCGCCACCCGUUCCUGGUCAACCUGUUUGCGUGUUUCCAGACGCAGGAGCACGUUUGUUUUGUCAUGGAGUACGCAGCGGGAGGCGACCUGAUGAUGCACAUCCACGCUGAUGUUUUCUCUGAGCCCAGGGCCGUAUUUUAUGCAGCCUGCGUUGUGCUGGGAUUACAAUUCCUACAUGACCAUAAAAUUGUGUACAGAGAUUUGAAGCUGGAUAACCUGCUCCUGGAUACAGAGGGCUAUGUAAAGAUUGCUGACUUUGGACUUUGCAAAGAAGGAAUGGGGUUCAGGGACCGCACCAGCACAUUUUGUGGCACGCCAGAGUUUUUAGCUCCUGAGGUUUUGACUGAGACGUCGUACACCCGCGCUGUGGAUUGGUGGGGACUGGGCGUCCUUAUCUUUGAGAUGCUGGUUGGAGAGUCGCCCUUCCCCGGUGACGAUGAGGAGGAAGUGUUUGACAGCAUUGUCAACGAUGAAGUCCGCUACCCACGAUUCCUCUCCACCGAGGCCAUCUCCAUCAUGAGGAGGCUUUUGAGGAGGAGUCCAGAACGGCGUCUGGGAGCAGGAGAAAGGGACGCAGAGGAGGUUAAGAAACAUCUGUUCUUCAGGCACAUGGAUUGGAACGGACUGCUGGCUAAGAAGGUGAAGCCGCCGUUCGUGCCAACGAUUCAGGGCGCCAACGACGUCAGCAACUUCGAUGAUGAAUUUACCUCAGAGGCUCCGAUCUUAACCCCGCCCAGGGAACCCCGAGUGCUGUGCUCUGAGGAGCAGAACAUGUUCUCUGACUUUGAUUACAUCGCUGACUGGUGUUAGCUUGACAUGACUCCCCUCAACACACACACACAGACGCAGACACACACACAGACGCAGACACACACACACACACACACACACACACACACACACUGUGAACCAACCAACACAGCAGUGACUGUAGCUCACAUCUUUUAAAACUCUUCCUCCCUGCCCAAAAUGUUGAGGAGCAGCGGACGCGGCUCCCUGAGCCUUCGGGCAAAAACUCUGUGCCAUUGAGAAGAAAGUUCAGACGCCUCCUGAGUACCCCCACUUAUUUUUUAAUCCACAUGAAGAACAUUUUUUUUUAAAGAGAAAAAGAACAAAAGAAACUCUGUUGGAGAGUGAAGGAGGAGGGAUGCUUUGUCCUCUCGCACACGUUGUCGUCGUGUCCAUUGUCUGACCACUGAGAAUGUUUUUCAUAUGAACUCCAAGAAGACGGCAACAGAUCGCAAUCAUGUUAUUCAGUGUCACUGUCUUCAGUUUUUUUGAUCUGUACAGAUUAUAUUCAGUCGUAUAUUUUAUUGUUGUGUUUUCUUUAUUUGCAAAGCCCUCGCCACAGCUUAAGGACAUUUAUCUCACUGUAAAGUUUGACAGUUCUGUCACGACCAUGUCUGAGACUGGUGUUCGGUGAAUUUAAAGUGCUCAAAGCAUCAUCACUGAAUGGUCAACUGCAACAAACAUCUUGACUACUACUGCUGCUUCUUGACUUGAAAACCAAGUAAGAGUCUUCACACUACAUUUCCUUGUGUGUUGGGGCCCAAUCCUUGUCCACACCCCGGGUUUAACACCCAUGUUUUCCCUCACUUUGCUCACUUGAAGUUUGCAUGUGUGCAUACAACAUGAUAAUAAUACUCUAACUUAAAACGGCAGUCCAUCCUGAACCACGUUCUACAUAAGCUGUUAUAUGAAUUACCAUCUUUCAGUUUUAAUUUGAAGUUUCAUAUUGAAGAUGAUGAUUACAAAUGCCUUUUGGCCAGAACAAAUAAUGCAAAAUAUUAUUUUUUCAUUUCUGAUGCCCUCUAGUGGCGCUGUAGGUUGAGGUUGAUAUUCAGCUGAACUCAGUCCUAAAGAUUUAAGAGCCACAUGAUGUUGCAGUAUCACUUUUGUCAGAGCCGAGCUCAGUUGGAUUUCAGUUCCUGUGGUGGAGCUGAUGUUUUUCUUGUUACCUCAGUAAAAGUGAAAACACUUGAGACCAAAUUCAUUGUGUCCCUCUUGAAGCAGCAAAGAAACUCUCGUGGUUAGAAGAACAUCCGGUUGAUGGACUGAUAGUGAACCCAAUGACAGAUGAACUAAAGAUGUGUUGCGCAAAAAUCUACAAGACAAGUGCUGAGCUUUUUUUUUUUUUGGGGGGGGGGGGGGCACACAUUAAACUCAGUUAUUUUAGGUGUCUGUCAAAAUGCCAUUGAAAUGUUUCCCACACUGUUUUGUGAUUAGAUUUUUCAAGCUGAAACAGUGGCCCCAGCAGAUGACUGUCAGUUUGCAUGUUAAAUAUAAAUUGACUCGGAUGUUGCAGACCUGUUGAUGAGUCACUACAGGGGCGGGCAGGGUAUAUUAUAUAUACAUACUGUAUGUACACAAUUAAGCUGAAAGCACUAAUUUUAUCAAUAGUUUUAAUUAUCUACGUUUCUUAAUGAUGAAAAUAGAUUGUACAAAGUUUUUUUUUUUUUUUUUUUUAUUCCUUGCUUGUGCAUGUUGUCGCCAGAACAGAUGAAAACUUAAUGGAUGGUACACCAAUACUCAAGUCUCACAAUGUUGCUGUUCACCCCGGUGUAAAAAAACAAACCGAAGAGGCAUUUCUGCAGUCAUUGUUUGUUGCCCAUCAUGAAUGCACAAAUUAAACAUUUGUAAUAGUG